AUGCUGCGUGUAAUAGCUAUUAUUUCUACUGAAAUGUGCCAGUACUGUCGAUGUGACCGACAUUUAUUAACAGUUACUUGUACUGGUCACAAUAUUAUCCUACGAACAAUAAACGCUCCUCACUGGGUACAAACUUUAUAUUUCCAUCAUAUGUCUUUAAGACAUUUGCCCCAUUUUGCAUUCAACGAUAAUAUCAGGAUCUUGCGCAUAAACUUCUGUGGUUUAACGCACAUUCAUCCAUUAUCGUUGACUUCCUUACCCAAUCUACAAAGCUUGCAUUUAGCUGACAACUUAAUUGUAGAUCUGCCUAGUGAAUGCUUCUUCGAGCUGACUAAAUUACGCAUUGUAAAUUUAGCACGAAAUUUAAUUCAUAACAUAAAUUUUAUCGGGGAAAUAUUCCCGAAAAAUCACAUAUUGGAGCAGUUCAGUUUGGAUGGUAAUCCGAUAGAAAGUUGUUCAGUUGGUAUUCAAUUGCCAUUAGUUCGACAACUGUAUCUUUCCAGUACGAACAUGCAAAGCAUCAACGACUCUGCAAUAAUUUUUCUGCCAAGUUCGCGAUGUAUAGCUUCUGAAACAUUGUGUCGCACUUUGCAAAUAUCCAGUCAACACUGGUCCAUUUUGCGCACUUUGGAUUUAUCAUCUCAUAAAGAACUAACAAUACAACCAUCAUUUCUUGGAGUAAUUACGAAUGUAACCACACUCAAUCUCGACGAAAGUAAGCUUCCUGCUUCAUUCCCAGACUGGUUGCAGUUUUCUAGUCGAGCACGACAUCUCAGCUUGUCAUCAAGUACUGUUGUCGAUACGAAUCAUACCUGGAAAUGGUGUGGUGAGUAUCUAGAAUGGCUUGACAUAUCCUACACUGAUCUUCGAGUUCUUAUCAUUCCAAGUUAUUGCCAGCUCCGAUACUUGAAGGCAAAUGGCAAUCAUUUGAGAGAAGCUUCUAUAGAUACCACUUCCUUGGUAACAUUAUUCUUGGAACAGAAUGAACUAACAUCCUGGAUUAUACCACCACCUGGCAAUACCUUCAGUCAGCUCUUAACUCUUUCACUUGCUUCCAAUAAAAUCCGUUACUUACCCGAGAAUGCUUUAACAUAUUAUCCUCAACUUCAACACUUCGACAUUUCACACAAUAUUUUGACGAACCUAUCCCACCAUUCAUUCCCAACAAUUGGCAUGCAAGUUCGCUUCAUCAAUAUGUCCCACAAUAAGUUAUCACGUUUUGUACAUCCAGUACUGCCCUCUUUACUACUGCUUGACUUAUCUAGUAAUACUCUUCAAGGUUUAGAUACAGCGUUGCUAGCAGGACUACCACUUCUACAGCACUUUUAUCUUGGUUCAAAUGUCAAUUUAUUCGCAGAGUGCGACCAGCAUCGGGAAUGCUGGGUUUUAUCUCUCAAUCAGCUGGGGAAUUUAAUUGAUUUGGAUCUUUCGGAUUGCAAUCUUGAGUGGCAACCAGAUCUUUCAAAAUUGCAAGCAUUACGUAAGCUGGACUUAUCCCGGAAUCGCUUGCCAUUGUUGAAUGGCGCUUUACUACCUCGUAGUCUUUAUCAUCUAGAUGUCAGACAAAACCUCAUUCACUAUUUUCUCAAUGAAAGCUAUAUGAAGAGUAGUGAAUUACGUGAAAUCAAAGUUUCGCAGAACCCACUCAUUUGCGAUUGUAAACUAUUAGAAAUGAACCGAUGGAUCCCAAAUGAUACAUACUCUGCGUCAACCAAUGACUUAUUCUAUUGCUUUUCUGAAGGCUGGCAGUAUCCAUUAAGAAGCUAUUUGGAUACGGUGAAAGCAUGUCUCCCAGCUGAAUCUUUAUGGCCUCCGACGUCAAUUACAGUAGUCAUCGGUUUUUUACUUUGUAUCACUUUAAUCUCAAUUUCAUUCAUUUUUGUAACAAACUGGAGGGUAUCACGAUACAGUAGGUUCCUAUCGUUCACAUACAAACCACUUCGAACCCAUGACAUAUCGUCCACCGCCAUCGGAAUGUAA
Molecule: messenger RNA, 1980 nt
Organism: Thelazia callipaeda (thelaziosis nematode)
Lineage: Eukaryota; Metazoa; Nematoda; Chromadorea; Rhabditida; Thelaziidae
Source: the annotation of a GenBank genome assembly